Camellia sinensis is the source of this 834-nucleotide messenger RNA. The record is from RefSeq and is a predicted model, not a curated record. Lineage: Eukaryota; Viridiplantae; Streptophyta; Magnoliopsida; Ericales; Theaceae.
AUGUUUUCCAAAUACAUCACUGCUAAGGAGGUGUGGGACUAUUUAUUAGGUCUUGGGGAUCAGUUGGCUCUUAUGGAACCAUCUAGCCUCAAGGCCCUAGACGCUUAUGUUGAGUUUCAGGAGCAAGCUUCUGAUCCUGACUUGGCUUCCUUGCGUGCCCAGAUGGCUCAGCUUCAACAUUUUAUGUUCACCUCCCAACCAUCCUCAUCUGCUUCUACUCUCACCUCUCUUCAGUCAGGUUUGUUUGGGUCCUCUUUAGGUAUCUUCUUUUCUGAUCGAGUGUCCAAGAAGCAAAUUGGAACUAGUCGUAGAGUUGGAGAUCUCUAUGUGGCCAAGUAUGCCAAUGAGGUUAUUCACCGUGUCAGUCUUACUAACACUAAAAGUUCAGAUACCACCAUUGAGCUUAAUGUGAAUCUUAACACUACUGAUGGUGUCCCGCUGGAUGAUCCUACUUUGUAUCGCGAGCUUGUAGGCUGCUUAGUCUAUCUGAUCGUUACUCAUCCUGAUUUUGCCUAUGUUGUUCAUGUGGUUAGCCAAUUUGUUUAUACUCCUCGCUCUUCGCAUUGGGUUGCUUUGGUUCGAAUUCUUUACUAUCUCCACGGUACUAUUUUCCAAGGCUUGUUAUUGUCUUGUACUUCUUCCUUAGAGUUGGUCGCUUAUGCUGAUACUGAUUGUGCUGGUGAUCUUAGUGAUUAUAAGUCCACUUCUGGUUGCUGUCUAUUUCUUGGUGAUUCCUUGAUUUCUUGGAAAAGUAAGAAACAAACUAUUGUUGCUCGUUCUACUGCCCAAGCUGAGUACCAUGCUAUGGUUCAUGCUACUGCUGAGGUUGUCUAG